Molecule: messenger RNA, 3616 nt
Organism: Sus scrofa (pig)
Lineage: Eukaryota; Metazoa; Chordata; Mammalia; Artiodactyla; Suidae
Gene: ALDH1A3
Product: aldehyde dehydrogenase 1 family member A3
Molecular function (GO): oxidoreductase activity, acting on the aldehyde or oxo group of donors, NAD or NADP as acceptor
Source: RefSeq, a predicted model, not a curated record
GGCCCGGCGCAGGAUCCCCGGUGGGCGGGCGCGCUUACCAGGAGCGCUGCGCAGCGCGCGGACCAAAGUUGGGCGAGUGCGCAGAGCGGCGGCGGGCAGGGGGCGGCAGCCAAUUAGACGGCCCCCUCGGGCGGGAGGCGUGGGGCCUCCAUAAAGCGGCGCGGAGCUGUCACCCCGAGAGCAGGCUGCGCACCGCCCAGGCCUGAACCGGCGCGGAAGACACGGGCACUUCGGGCCGGGGAGUGCAGAGAAGCCAUGGCCACCACCAACGGGGCCGUGGAGAACGGGCAGCCGGACAGGAAGUCACCCGCCCUGCCGCGCCCGAUCCGCAACCUGGAGGUCAAGUUCACCAAGAUAUUCAUCAACAAUGAAUGGAACGAAUCCAAGAGUGGAAAAAAGUUUGCCACAUACAACCCUUCAACUCUGGAGAAAAUCUGUGAAGUAGAAGAAGGAGAUAAGCCCGACGUGGACAAGGCCGUGGAGGCCGCACAAGCCGCCUUCCAGCGGGGCUCGCCGUGGCGCCGGCUGGAUGCCCUGAGCCGUGGCCGGCUGCUGCACCAGCUGGCAGACCUGGUGGAGCGGGACCGCACCAUCCUGGCCACCCUGGAAACGAUGGACACAGGGAAGCCUUUCCUUCAUGCCUUUUUCAUUGACCUGGAGGGCUGUAUCAAAACCCUCCGGUACUUUGCAGGGUGGGCAGACAAAAUUCAGGGCAAGACCAUCCCCACAGAUGACAAUGUGGUGUGUUUCACCAGGCACGAACCCAUAGGUGUGUGUGGGGCCAUCACUCCUUGGAACUUCCCUCUGCUUAUGCUGGUGUGGAAGCUGGCACCCGCUCUCUGCUGUGGGAACACAGUGGUCGUGAAGCCAGCAGAGCAGACACCCCUCACCGCCCUCCAUCUGGGCUCUCUGAUCAGGGAGGUGGGAUUCCCUCCAGGCGUGGUGAACAUUGUGCCGGGAUUCGGGCCCACGGUGGGAGCUGCAAUUUCUUCUCACCCUCAGAUCAACAAGAUAGCCUUCACGGGGUCCACAGAGGUUGGAAAGCUAGUUAAAGAAGCUGCCUCCCGAAGCAACCUGAAGAGGGUGACACUGGAGCUUGGCGGGAAAAACCCUUGUAUUGUGUGUGCGGAUGCGGACCUGGACUUGGCAGUGGAGUGCGCCCACCAGGGAGUGUUCUUCAACCAAGGCCAGUGUUGCACAGCCGCCUCCAGGGUGUUCGUGGAGGAGCAGGUUUACAGUGAGUUUGUCAAGCGGAGUGUGGAGUACGCCAAGAAACGGCCCGUCGGAGACCCCUUUGAUGUUAGGACGGAACAGGGGCCCCAGAUUGACCAAAAGCAGUUCAACAAAAUUCUGGAUCUGAUUGAGAGCGGAAAGAAGGAAGGAGCCAAGCUGGAAUGUGGGGGCUCAGCCAUGGAAGACAGGGGGCUCUUCAUCAAACCCACUGUCUUCUCAGAAGUUACUGACACCAUGCGGAUCGCCAAAGAGGAGAUUUUUGGACCAGUGCAGCCAAUUCUGAAGUUUAAAAACAUUGAAGAAGUGAUAAAACGAGCAAAUAGCCUCGAAUAUGGACUCACAGCAGCUGUGUUCACAAAAAACCUUGACAAAGCCCUGAAGCUGGCCUCCGCAUUAGAGUCUGGAACCGUCUGGAUCAACUGCUACAAUGCCAUCUAUGCACAGGCCCCAUUUGGUGGCUUCAAAAUGUCGGGGAACGGCAGAGAACUAGGCGAAUAUGCGCUAGCCGAAUACACAGAAGUGAAAACUGUCACCAUCAAACUUGACGACAAGAACCCUUGAAGGAAAGGCAGGCUCCUUCCUCAGACUUCUGACAGCUGAAUGUGGCAGAUCAAACUUGCCGAAGAAAAUCCUGCAUUUCUGACCUUCCUGGGAUGCUUUCUUCUGGAGACUUUACAUCUGCUGGAUUUGAACAAUUUAUUUUCCUCUCACACUCCUGUUUUGUCGACUGAUAUGUUGUGUGUCAAAUUGCAGUCCUGCCCGGGGGAUGGGCCGAGUGGCCAUUUCUGUUUUCCCCUUUCCACCAGAUCCCAGGGGACAGUGAGGAGGCUCAGGGCGUAGCCAACAGGAAAUGGCAUUUGAAGUAUCCAGCAGUCACUCAAAAAUGCUUUGCUGACUCUGACUCCAGUAAGAAUUUGGAAAAUAAAAAUUUCCCUUCAUGUUCUGCAAACAGGCCCUGUAACCUCAGGGUUACCUGCCUGCAGGACAAGCCCCUCCUGCUAUUCAGUGGGAAAGAUCAGCAUUAAGUUUAAAAAAAAAAAAAAAUCUAAAAACAAGGUUAGGAGAAUCCGAUGUAGGGAGUUUUGGGGAAACAAGUACCAUGGAAGGCUCCUGAAGGCCUUGGGUGUGAACAGUCUUCAGGACUUGACAUUGACUAUGGGAUCAGCUUAAAACCAGUACUGCCUUUGGAAUAUGACCACAUUAGCCAUCCAAAGAGCUUAUCUCACACUAUGUGGCGGGUCUACCUUAACUAAGGCAUUUCUUAGGCAGGAAGUGUCACUUAGUGGCAGCAUCGCUGCAGAAGACCCAGUGCUCUGACACCACAACAGCAUACAUAGCAAACCCUCGGGUUGUUAAGUCCCAUGUUUUACGAGUCAGAGCCAUAAGCUGCUUUUCCCAGUUAUGCAUUUCUAUCACUUGCCUCAAUGGUUUAUGAUAAGCCGGUGUUAGUUCUCCUUUGCUCCAGUUUGGUUAUCCACAUUUUAGAUGAGUGAAACAGACACAGCUGGAAAGACUGCUGUUAUAGUACAGCUUUGGUUUUUCAAACUCCUAUUUCGAUAUCAAUUAGUGAUUCAAUAACAAAUAAUGUCUGGUCUACCACAGCAGCCCGAGCACUUCACUAACAGGUUGUGGAUUUUUUUCUUCCUCUUUGUGUAUCCAAAGGAUGUGCCACUCCAGGUUUAACUUGGAAAACUGAAAGUGUUCCCACAGAGCUUUAAAAAAACCCAAACCAAACCAAACCAAACUGAAAUUGUGUUAUUUGGACACUUUUACUAUUAUUGACUAGUACUUUUCUAAUGGUGCUUCUGUUUGAGAAUUAAAUUAUGUCUGAGAAUUAAAUUGGGGGGCAGUAACCCAGUAGAGGUCUAUGUCAAAACAAGUAUAUAUAUAAAGUCAUCUGUGAAAUGAAGUUAUUGUUCUUGUUGGAAAGAGACAAAAUGCAGUUCACUUGCUUCUCCAGAUCAGUUAACACUUAUCACUUAAAUGAUCAGCAGCUUGUUAAAUCAGGAUUUGACUUCAUACACUGAAUUUUCAGGAUUUUAUCUCAAGUAACUCUAGACACUAACCUUGAUAGUAAUACAGUAGAGCGUUCUUAUUCCUUCAUUGUAUAAUAAUGCCUUUAAUAUGAAAUGCUACAUUAUUUAUAAUUGAUAUAGUUAAUGUAUCUUUUUAUAGUUGUAAGUAAACAGAGGUGGUGUAUUUAACCUUCUGUAAUAUACUGUAUUUAGAAAUGGAAGUCUAUAUAGUAGUAGAUUUUACUUCUUUUAAGGUUUACUCCUGUGGUACGGUUUUAAAAGAUCUAUUGGCCUGGAAAUUCUGACCCUAACUGCAGAUUGUGUUCAACAAUGCAACAACCAUAAAAUAAAGUUGGAUAUUUGAGAAA